This is a messenger RNA of Ilex paraguariensis (yerba mate), 1168 nucleotides long. Lineage: Eukaryota; Viridiplantae; Streptophyta; Magnoliopsida; Aquifoliales; Aquifoliaceae. The record is from the annotation of a GenBank genome assembly.
GUUGCCUAACACCCACACAGAAGAACUGUCUAGACUCUAGAGAGAGAGAGAGAGGGCAUAUGGAUGGAAGAGGUGGGUGUUGUAUAGCUAGGUAUGCUGGUUGCUCGUACGAUAUGUCAAAGGUGGACCGUAUAAUGCUCAGAUUCAGGCCGAUCGCACCAAAACCGGCUGUCGGUGGGUCAGUUUCCGAUGGUUCAACGCCGGGAAAAAGAAAAGUAUCUGUCAAAGCUGGACGUGGAAAGAGAAGGUACGUAAGAGAUGGUAACAGUUUUAACAAGAAGUGUAAUAACAGAAAAAGAAAGGGUUCACCGGAGGAAACUGAUCCAUUUGAUAAAAAUAACUCUGGUGGGUCAGUUUCCGGUGGAGAAACGGCGGUGACAUUGCCGUUGUUGCCGGAGGAGCCUGAUCCGAAGGACUCUCUGGGUGGGGCGUCUUCCGGUGACCACUCUGAUGUGACAGUGACGAUAGAUUCUGUCAAGAACGUACCAAUCUGGUUGAGCUUUGAUAAUAGCCACCCCGUGAAUGAUGGUCACCUGACCUCUGGGUUUGGCCACGUGGCUUCUAGGACGGAUCGGACGGUGGUGAUGAUACCACAACCGAUUAGGCUGGUCGGCUCGUAUGUGACGGUUGAAUGUGUGACAGAGACGUGGGUAGAUGGGUAUGGAUUGGGUAGUACCGACAAAGAGAGGGUGAUGAAUCUUGAGCGAGACGCGUGUCCUGGAUUCAUAUCUGACUGUUUAAACAGUGUUAAGUGGGCCAAUGGGGCGUACAGGGAGGAGAUGUUGUUUGGUCCGGGCCAGGUCGACGGUGGUGAUGUGAUGAGGGUAAGAUUGGUGAUUAAGGAUGGUGUGUCAUUGCCGGAGAUGUGUCCGGCGUUCACGUGCCGUUUGAAGGUGGUCACGUGCGGGAAGGAGAGGAGCUCAGUGACUGUGCCUUGUGACGUGUGGAGAAUGGAAGGUGGUGGGUUUGCAUGGAGGUUGGAUGUCAAGGCUGCUCUGUGUUUGGGUCGCUAAACAAAGUAUUGCACUCCUCUUCAAUCCACUAGUACUAGUCGUAUAUGAUAUGACACAUUAUAUAAAUGGACAUGCAAACCUUAAAGUUGUGAAUAGUUUGGUUUGUUUUUGUCAACGGUCUGCUCUCUCUCUCUCUCUCUCUCUCUCUCUCUCCC